AUGUUUGCAAUAAUUUCCAAGCCUCCGAUUCAGCACAGACCUCCCAAAACAUCCUAUCUGUGUAAAACAGUUUGCCAUAACAACAAAAACAACAGCAACAACAUCCUCGUCAACAAUAGCAGCAGCAACAACUUCAGCAUCGUCAACAACAACAACAACAAGAUCAGCAACAUUUUUGACGACAAUGAAAAUUUUUUUAGCCUUACCAACAGAGGCAACCGAUGUUUUCCUACCUCGUUUGAACAACUGAACAAUAACAUGAAAAACUGCAUUUGUGAAAAAAAAUACACCGAAGAACUAAAAAAUUCACAAAUGACUGCAAGUUAUGAAAGUAGCGCUGGAAAAUUAAAAAAAGAUGUUGAAAACAAAAAUUUUAAAUCCAAUGGCAUUCAGGUGAACGAUCAUAAUAACCAACACAGUCACAUCAACUACAAAUGUAAGUCGUACUCUCCAAACAAUUUUUUAAAAUUUCCAACAACAAAAACAAGCAACGUUAAUGCAAAUAAGAAUAAAAUUUCUAAUGUGAGCACUGCGGAAAACGUUAAUAGAAUUGAUGACACCAUUCAAACUGAAGCUUCAAAUUUUAGCGGUACAUCCGAUGGAAACACUUACCACAAGACAAGCGCGAACACACUGUAUGUUGUUGACACCGACACCAACUCAUCCCUCCCGCCAAUGAUUCCAUCAUAUGCAAGUUUAAAAAAGAAAAAAACAAAUAAUUUUCUUUUUCAUGCAUUUGCUGUUUUCAAUAACAAAUAUCAAAAUAAAAGCAAAAACGCAACUAAUGAAAACAAGCAUGACUUUAAUCAGAACGACGACGACCAUCCAAGAAACAAACUGCCAAACAAUGCUUCUCCAACAGUCAAAAAAACUGUCACAAUUGCCAAAACAUGUUCUAGUAACAGUCUACCAGCCUUAAACCAAAACAUUAUCAACAAUGACAACAGCAAUAACAACGGUAGUGAUAAUAAUAUUAAUAACACAAAUACGAGUGAUUGCUUACUCGGUGUAUUUUCAACCAUCAUGCCUCAGCACAACUCUCUCAUGAUUCGUGAUGCUGUCGAAAGAAGUAGUGACUCAUCAAUCAACGAGAAACAAACAUCAGCAACUGUUGCUAAGCAAAAUAAAUUAUCAAAAUCUAAACUUUUAUUUAAAAACAUUCAUAGAAGAUUAUCACUACCAAAUAAUAAAACCGAACAACAAAUAGUAGGACAACAAUCUUCUCAACAACAAUCGCAUCAGAUUCAGCAAAGAGAAUUACAAAAUAAUGGAGAUCAAGUAAACUGGCAAUAUUUUUCACCCGCAAAACCAAACCAAAAUAAUAAGCCACAUUAUGAAAGUUCUUCUAAAAUUAAACAAAGACAACCAUCACCUCAUCAACAAAUGCAACACUUGCAUCAUCAUUUAAAUCUUUCAGCACGAAAUUCCAUUGUGCAGAAUAAAAAUAAACAAUUAUCAUACCCAUCUCAACAACAACCAUCACAUCCAUCCCAACAACAGCUACAUUCAUCAUUACUUUUUUUUCCACAAGAAGAAGACUCGAAGCGUCGCCAACAAACCAUACAGACGCGUGAUAAAGAAGAGGAACCGCCACUACAAAAGCAAAACAUUCAAGAACCACGUCGUAUGCGUGCUAAAAGUGCAAAUUCUCCCAUUGGCCAGCAGAGCCUUAUGAGACUAGCUCGCAGUUAUAAUGUUGGCAACAAUACUUACAGCGAUGACAACAAGAUCAAUGAAGAAGUUGUAACGUUCAACUCCGUUGUAAACGCCAUCGACAACAAAAGAACAUUUGGUGUUGAGCCAUUCCAGAUAAACAGCCAUAAUUUAACCAAGAACAAUUUCUAUAGCAAAAAUGGAGUCUGUUGUAGCAACUCCAGUGAAAGAAGCAUUUACAAUCAAACCAACGACAUAAACAACAAAAUGAAGAACAGAAACACCAAAAUAUCUCCAGUUAUUCAUGCUAAAAGUAACGCUUUGUUCAAAAAUAAUUCGCUUCAAACAAACAGUUUUCCAGAUAAGGUGAUGCAAGACAACGAAUUCGGUCAACAUAAUCAUGCAAACGAUCAAAUUGCUUAUCUAAGCAACGAAAUCGGCAACAAAAAAAAUAAAAACUGCAACAAUGUUUUAAACUACGACCAGGUUUACAGUGGCAACUCAAUUAACAACAAAAAGAUUAGUAACUAUGUGGAACAGUCGAAGGAAAACAUUUACGAAGAAAUAGAUACGUGUUUCACAAAACAAAAUAUGGUCGUUUAUCAACAUCUAGCUAAACUUUGUUGA
Messenger RNA from Helobdella robusta, 2280 nucleotides. RefSeq lists its product as hypothetical. The transcript is spliced from 2 exons. Bases 1 to 2280 code for a protein of 759 amino acids. NCBI's taxonomy places the organism in Eukaryota, Metazoa, Annelida, Clitellata, Rhynchobdellida, Glossiphoniidae. The record is from RefSeq and is a predicted model, not a curated record.